Messenger RNA from Dendrobium catenatum, 1272 nucleotides. Its product is annotated as lysosomal Pro-X carboxypeptidase-like. The record is from RefSeq and is a predicted model, not a curated record. NCBI's taxonomy places the organism in Eukaryota, Viridiplantae, Streptophyta, Magnoliopsida, Asparagales, Orchidaceae. The transcript is spliced from 6 exons. The coding region runs from base 1 to 1272 and encodes 423 amino acids. Gene Ontology annotation, biological process: proteolysis. Gene Ontology annotation, molecular function: serine-type exopeptidase activity; dipeptidyl-peptidase activity.
AUGAAUCCAAUAUUUCUUCUGCUAUUCUUCUCCUUAUUCUCCCUUCCUCCCUUCUCCUCCUCUCAUGGCUUCCACUUCCCUUCAUUGCUGAAGCCCUCGCAGAUCUCAAAAAGGCACAAUUCAGAUCAGAAGAGCAGCCAUGGCUAUGAGACUAAGCAUUUUACCCAAAUAUUAGACCAUUUCAACUAUCAUCCAAAGAGCUACAUCAGCUUCCAACAGAGGUAUUUGGUUAAUGGAGAUUACUGGGGUGGAGCAGCCAAAUCCUCGCCUAUCUUUGUUUAUGCUGGCAACGAAGCCUCUAUUGAUAUAUUUGCUGAUAACAAUGGAUUCUUGCUUGAUAUUGCUCCUACCUUUGAGGCUCUCAUAGUGUUUAUAGAGCAUAGAUACUAUGGCAAGUCGUUUCCGUUUGGUAGCGAAGAAGAAGCUUUUCAGAACGCAACCACUGCUGGAUACUUGAGCAUAUCACAGGCCUUGGCAGAUUACGCAGCAUUUGUAGUUGAUCUAAAGAAGAAUCUUAGUGCAGAGAGCUCUCCAGUCGUAGUAUUUGGUGGAUCCUAUGGAGGAAUGCUGGCUGCAUGGUUUAGAUUGAAGUAUCCUCAUUUGGCCAUUGGGGCCUUGGCUUCAUCUGCUCCAAUCCUGCAAAUUGAUCCCACUUUUGAUCCAUAUAUCUUCAAUGAUAUCAUAACAAAAGAUUACCGGAGUACAAGUGAGAACUGUUACAAGGUGAUAAAGAACUCAUGGGAUGAGAUAGAUAAGGCUUACAAUGAUAGCAUCAAGUUAGAAAAGAUGGAGAGUUCUUUAAGACUUUGCAAAGGCCAAGGCUUAUACACCAAAUACUGGUUAAGUAAUGCUUUGAUCUAUGCUGCAAUGACAGAUUACCCAACUCCAUCUGAUUUGCUGCAACCACUUCCUGCUUAUCCUGUGAAUGAGGCGUAUGCCAUUCGCAUCAUGGGAAGCCUCUCGCUCCACUUCACACAUCAAUCGGAAACCAGUCCUGAAUCAGGCCGACGGGCAAUCUCCUCCUUUCACCACUGGUGGCCGACACCCUGCAGGGGAAGGAACUUCAGGCUAUCCCUAGAAGAGCGUUCAGGAAGAUGGAGGAAUCUCAGAAUGAGAUCUUCGACUCUUAAAAGGGAGACUCGAGGAACAGCACUAGUACCCUCAAGAAGAUAUUCUCUUCCUCGAGACCAGCCAGGCUUCGAAGAAGUGUCUUCAUGUUGGAAGUCCCCCUCCUCGCCUAGAGUGCCCUUCAACAAUGCCGUCCAAGAAUGA